AUGAAGACCCAACACAUAGCCCUGCCGAGUCUCCAGGCCGCGUCCGUCGCCUUCUUCGCCGCGCGCGGCGCCGAGGCCAGGAGGGUCUUCUGCGCCAACGCGAACAACGAGGUCGUCGCCGACGUCAACUGCGACGGCUCGCAGCCCGCCGGGGCCUUCUUCCGGAUCGGCAGCGACGUCGAGGUGCCGUCCGUCGGCAGCGCCAUCGACCCGGCGACGCAGAAGUACGACGCCGCGGACGUGAUCGGCCGCCAGAACGCCCGGUUCCCGCCGCCCGAGUUCAUCUCCGGCGGGUUCGGGAAGCGGCAGCUGUGCGAGAGCGACGACGCCAAGAAGAAGAAAAAACAGCCCGGCCCCGUCGCCGGCGGCGGCAGUAGGUCGGGCGGCGGCAGGUCGGGCGGCAGAAAGUCGGGCGGCAGGUCAGGCGGCGGCAGGUCAGGCGGUUGA
This is a messenger RNA of Colletotrichum higginsianum IMI 349063, 447 nucleotides long. Its product is annotated as Primase zinc finger. The record is from RefSeq and is a predicted model, not a curated record. The transcript has a single exon. NCBI's taxonomy places the organism in Eukaryota, Fungi, Ascomycota, Sordariomycetes, Glomerellales, Glomerellaceae. The coding region runs from base 1 to 447 and encodes 148 amino acids.